AUGGAUGAUCACCCCCUCGACGAGCCGCCCUUUCUCUCCCCGGGCUCGCUCUCCGUCUUUGACGAGUAUUCUUCCAACCCGCGCUUCAUCGAGCUGCAGGAGGAGCUGCGAUGCGUCCUCUUCGCGGGUGUAUCGAGCCAUGACCCCAGCAAGAGCGCAACUCCCGAGCUGCCGGAGGCCAGCGCCGACGGGCUCGAGGACCGCCGGCCCCGUCAGGCGUUCGACUUCUCGCGCGUCUCUAUUCCCAAGGCGCGCCUCAUCAGUUACUUCAAGAACUGGAUCGUCGAGUGCUCUCCAUACCUCGACAAGUUCGACGACGAGCGCCACUUUGGUAUCCACGUGCCACUACUCGCUCAGACAUCGCCGCCCUUGUUCCACGCCAUGCUGGCGUUCUCGGCCCGCCAGAUGGAUCUCCGCAAGGCCAGCCCCGACGCUGGGUACGACAGUUUGGAGCUCUACCAGGAGUCUAUCCGCUUGCUCGCGCCGGGUCUGCAGGCCAAGGACCCGAACAUGCUCGUCACCGCCUGCAUCCUCGCCGUGCUCGAGCUCAUGUCUGGCAGCCCCAAGAACUGGCGACGCCACAUCGAGGGCUGCGCCUCGCUGUUCGAGUUCUUUGCCGUGACUGGCUUCUCCGGAGGUCUCUUGCAAGCAGUGUUCUGGUGCUACGCCCGCAUGGAACUCUGCGGUGCCAUCAUCUCGGGAGGGGCCUCGAGCACAGUCUUGCCUCUCGACAAGUGGAUUCCGCCUCUACCCGAGGGCGUCACGUCCAACGACGCCGCCGACGACUUCUCCAAGGGCAUAUUCUACCAGAGCGGACGUGACACGCCGGGGAUGCACGCCAACUGGGCCGUGUACCUUUGUGCCAAGGCUUGUGACCUGAUGUGCCGCCGCACGCGCCAUCUUGAGCUCCAGGAACCCGACGACCGCGACACGCGCCCGUUUGUUGACCAAUGGACCCGACUUUGGGACGACCUGCAGUUCUGGCUCAAGGUGCGUCCCGAGGCCAUGCUGCCUUUGGCAGUCGGCGACCCCGGCGAUGACCUGCAGGUGUUUCCCACGAUCCUCUUCACGCACUGGGCCGCCAUCUCGGCCAACCAGCUCUAUCACGCGGCCUGCAUCAUUAUGCUUGAGAUGCGCCCCGCCGAGGCGUCGCUGCCCUCUCCACAGAGCUCGGCGCUGUGGCAUGCGCGCCGCGUGUGCGGUAUUUCAUGGACGAACCCGCACCGCGGAAACCUCAUCAACGCCAUCCAGCCGCUAUACCUGGCGGGAAGGCUACUGAGCCACCCGAGCGAGCACCUCGAGGUGGCCAGACUGUUCAAGAUUAUUGACCGUACAACGGGCUGGGGAGCGUUGUGGCGACUCAGGGAUCUGGAAGCGGAAUGGGGAUACGCCCCGGGAGAAAUACUGGCUGCCAUCUAA
This is a messenger RNA of Purpureocillium lilacinum, 1419 nucleotides long. RefSeq lists its product as uncharacterized. Gene Ontology annotation, cellular component: nucleus. Gene Ontology annotation, biological process: positive regulation of transcription by RNA polymerase II. The record is from RefSeq and is a predicted model, not a curated record. Lineage: Eukaryota; Fungi; Ascomycota; Sordariomycetes; Hypocreales; Ophiocordycipitaceae. Gene Ontology annotation, molecular function: DNA-binding transcription factor activity; transcription cis-regulatory region binding.